Miscanthus lutarioriparius is the source of this 1302-nucleotide messenger RNA. The record is from the annotation of a GenBank genome assembly. NCBI's taxonomy places the organism in Eukaryota, Viridiplantae, Streptophyta, Magnoliopsida, Poales, Poaceae.
AUGAUGGGGUGCCUCUUCGCCUGCUUCCGAGCGUCCGGCGGCGACGGCGAGGCGAAGGGCGCCGGCGGCCAGCUCGCGCAUCCGUCCCUGGGCCCCGCGACGACGACGAGCCACCAGGAUGGCGCGGGCAGGAGGACUAGGCCGCCGUCGAGGAACGCGCUCUCCGCCGUGUUCCAGCGAGAAGAUGAGGGAUCGAGGGUGACGCAGACGGCGAGCUCGUGGGCGGAGCAGAGUGGUGAGAGGAAGGGGAUGGAUCAGGAGCUUGAGCCCCAGGCCAAUAUCCAAAAAAGCUGUGGUGCAUUACUGCAAACUACAAAUGACAUCCAAAGAGCGGUCAAAGAUGCAGAUUCAGUUCAUCAGAAGGAAACACAUUCAGGAUGUCUUCCUGUUAUGUCUGAUGAUCUACAUAUCAUGGAAGUGACGAAGGUUGAGAACUGUGAAACUCCUUCAAGGUCUCAUCAGAGCUCCACUGUACCAGAUGCAAUGAGUUCUUCAAAAACAAAUGAUGAGUUGCAGACUUCCGCUACUUCCCUUGCAAAUAAUGUGGAAGAGUCGACAAAUGAGAACAAUACUGAGGCUUGUGUGCAGGGUGUAAAACAACAACAAGCUCUGGAUCUUGCUGAGAAUUUUGAAGAAUGUGGGGUUUCAAAAGAAGAUUUCAUUCACCCUGAAAAAUUAGAGGAUCCAAAGUGUGCAAAGAGUGACCAUGUGGUCUCUAUGGAAAUUUCAAUGUCUGAUGAAUGUUCUCUUUUCCAGAGCUCCGAGGGUUCUGUAUCCUCUUCUAAUAAGAUAAUUGAGAGCAUGAAUACAACAUCUAUGGAGAAGUCCCCAAAAACUGAGGCAACUAUUCAUGCCACCAGAAAGAAGCUAUUGAAGAGCAACACUUCAGAAGUGGAGCUGCCAAGCUUAGCCCAAUGGUUGAAGCCUACAAAUCGUAAGAAAGCAUUCAGAGAUGAGGUUGUGACAGGAGACGGAUCUCAUUCAGCUAAGAGUUCAGAUGAUGAUAGGCCUAUUAUUGGAAUGGUUGCAGCACACUGGAAAGAUAAAGAUCCAGAAAAUUUUACCUCUAAAUGGUGGGAUGGAAAUGGCAUUCCCAAUUCAACAAACAAGUAUAAAGAAGAUCAGAAGGUGAGUUGGCAUGUAACAUCAUUUGAGGAGAGGCUUGAGAAGGCUUUAUCUGAAGAGAAGUUGCUCUCUGAAAGGAACUGUUCAAGUGGAAAGACAUCUCAGUUUUUGGGAGUGGAAGGCGAGGAGAGUGAUACGGCUGAAUCUAAUCGUCUAUAUGCUACUGCUUAUGCAUGA